GUGGGUUGAAAACUUGAAAUGGUAGCGUAGAAUCAUUCCUCGGAACUUUUGCGAAAUACAAGGAAAAACUACAAAUGGAGAUUAAAGCUGAGGUUGAUGAUUAGAAGAAGAUUUGAAGCAUUCUCAAAGGAAGGUGCCAAAUUUUCAAGUGUUCAGCAGGUAUCCAAUAGAACAAUGCCACGUAUGCCGUAAAACGUGGCGGCGUCCAAUAAUAGUCUGACUGUGACGCAAAAUCCGGGAACCAUAUCAAUGCGAGCCAUUAAGGCGAACUAUUUAAUCCCCAAAUUUGCAAAUCGAAGAAUCAAAGUCAACAUUCAAUCUCUUUCGAUCAGAGUGGUGACCGGAGAGAAGACUAGCCGGCCGGCCAGGAGGAGGAUCGAUUCGCUGCAAUUCUUCUUCAUCUCUCCGGCUACCCAAUUUCUUACGAAAUCAUGACAACAUCAAGGCGUCUUGCGGACCGAAAGGUGGGGAAGUUUGAGAGGAAUAUCACAAAGAGGGGGUCUGUUCCAGAGACCUCCGUUAAGAAGGGGAAGGAGUAUCCUGUUGGGCCCCUGCUGCUUGGAUUCUUCAUAUUUGUUGUCAUCGGAUCAUCUCUCUUCCAGAUAAUCAGGACAGCAACAGGCGGAGGCAUGGCUUGAUUUGAUUUGAUACGAUAUAUAAUCCUCUGAUUUUGAGAUAUGAUGGUGUUAUUAUUACACAUUACGUUGUGUCUUCUCUUUUCUAAGGCAGAAAGAUGAACACAAAGGAAAUGUUUUUAUUAUUUUUUUUUAUUUUUCGCUUUUAAAUGGAAUUGAUUCCGCAGUUGUUCCUUCUUCUUGUGGGAGAUUUCAAGAUUUUUGACAAUAGUAUUGUUACCCUUUCUCUC
Molecule: messenger RNA, 865 nt
Organism: Cucumis melo (muskmelon)
Lineage: Eukaryota; Viridiplantae; Streptophyta; Magnoliopsida; Cucurbitales; Cucurbitaceae
Exons: 4
Coding region: 432-638 (68 amino acids)
Biological process (GO): endoplasmic reticulum unfolded protein response
Cellular component (GO): endoplasmic reticulum
Source: RefSeq, a predicted model, not a curated record